Messenger RNA from Coffea eugenioides, 5978 nucleotides. Its product is annotated as brefeldin A-inhibited guanine nucleotide-exchange protein 5. The record is from RefSeq and is a predicted model, not a curated record. The coding region runs from base 268 to 5637 and encodes 1789 amino acids. Gene Ontology annotation, molecular function: guanyl-nucleotide exchange factor activity. The transcript has 33 exons. Lineage: Eukaryota; Viridiplantae; Streptophyta; Magnoliopsida; Gentianales; Rubiaceae. Gene Ontology annotation, biological process: regulation of ARF protein signal transduction. Gene Ontology annotation, cellular component: trans-Golgi network.
ACUAAUUCCAUUUCCUCCGCAUACCUAUUCAUUCUUUUCCCUCUCCUCCAGAGAAAAAUAAAAAGGGAGGGCAUUAACCCAUUUCCUUUCUCACUCUUUAAGAUUUAUUCAAUACAUGAUUAGCCCACCUCGAGAUUUAUUAAUCUUGCACCUGAUCUGCUCUGAUCUCAAUCUUGAAUCACUUGUAUUUGCAAGUUAAGAGGGCCCUUCUUGCCAAUUGACUUGAAUUGAAUCGGGUUGAGGUGGGGGAAAGGAAGAAAUACCAAAAUGGCUGGCGCUGCAGGGGGUUUUGUCACCCGGGCAUUUGACUCAAUGCUCAAGGAGUGUGCCAAUAAGAAGUAUACUGCUCUGCAAACUGCUAUUCAGAGUUAUUUAGAAAAUGCAAAGCACUCCAAUCAGCAAUCGAGUUCCAGUGCUACCAUGCAAACAGCAUCUUCCCUUGGAGAUGAGAGUAGUUUGACUGAUACUCAAGCUGGAUCUGCUAAAGAUACUGCGGAACCAGAUGAUUCAACAACACCUUCACAGUCUAGUGUGGCAGCAGAUCCCAUAGGGAGACCUAAAAGUGCUGGUGGAACUAUCACAGUUACCUUAGCAAAUGCUGGGAAUACUUUAGGAGGAGAUGACGCGGAGCUUGUUUUGAAUCCACUACGACUUGCAUUUGAGACUAAGAAUGCUAAAGUGGUAGAGCUUGCAUUGGAUUGUCUUCAUAAACUUAUUGCAUAUGACCAUUUAGAGGGUGAUCCUGGUCUGGAUGGUGGCAUAAAUGGACCACUAUUUACAGAUAUCCUGAACAUGGUAUGCAGUUGUGUGGAUAAUUCAUCUCCUGAUAGUACUACUCUUCAAGUGUUGAAGGUGCUUCUUACAGCUGUUGCAUCGGCCAAGUUCAGAGUUCAUGGAGAAUUGUUGCUUGGUGUGAUCAGAGUGUGCUAUAACAUUGCCCUUAAUAGCAAGAGUCCAAUAAAUCAAGCAACUGCGAAAGCUAUGUUAACUCAGAUGCUCAGUAUUGUAUUCAGACGGAUGGAGAAUGAUCAGGUGCCUACUUCAUCUGUUUCUGUUGCACAUAAAGAAGCUGCUGCAAAAAGUGAAUCAAACUUAGGAAAUGAGCCGGCAUCAUCAAGUGAUCAGAAUGAUGGAGAAUCAACUUUGGGUGAUGCAAUUUCUAUCAACCAAGAAAAAGAUACAUCUGUUGCAUCUCUUGAGGAACUUCAGAAUCUUGCGGGUGGUGCCGAUAUCAAGGGUUUAGAGGCGGCUCUUGAAAAGGCUGUACAUCUAGAAGAUGGUGAAAAGGCGAGAAAAGGAAUUGACCUAGAAGGCAUGAGCAUUGGAGAACAUGAUGCUUUACUCCUUUUUCGCACCCUCUGCAAGAUGGGUAUGAAGGAAGACAAUGAUGAAGUUACUACCAAAACCCGCAUCCUGUCUCUGGAGCUUCUGCAGGGUCUUCUGGAAGGUGUUAGUGUCUCCUUCACAAAAAACUUUCAUUUCAUUGACUCGGUCAAAGCUUACCUUUCAUAUGCAUUGUUGCGAGCUUCAGUUUCUCGAACUACAUCCAUAUUUCAGUAUGCAACAGGGAUUUUCUCAGUGCUCUUGUCGCGGUUCAGGGAAAGUCUCAAAGGGGAAAUUGGUGUUUUCUUUCCAUUGAUCGUCCUAAGACCCUUGGAUGGUUCAGACCUGAACCAAAAACAAAGUGUUCUUCGGAUGCUAGAGAAAGUCUGCAAGGAUUCUCAGAUGUUGGUUGAUCUCUUUGUGAAUUAUGAUUGUGAUCUUGAAGCACCUAAUUUGUUUGAACGGAUGGCUACAACGUUAUCCAGAAUAGCCCAAGGAACUCAAAAUAUGGAUCCAAACUCCAUUACUGCUUCCCAGAUGGGAUCAAUUAAAACAUCAUCUCUUCAGUGUCUUGUGAAUGUUAUAAAAUCUUUGGUUAAUUGGGAGAAGGCCCAGCGAGAAUCAGGAAAGCUGAAAGAAUCUUCUGAAGUAGAGAACUCAGCUAAGGAAUCUGAUGACUCAAAAGGCCGGGAAGAUCAAGCUAGUAAUUUUGAGAAAUUAAAGGCUCACAAAUCUACACUGGAAGCUGCUGUUGCUGAGUUCAACCGGAAACAAGAGAAGGGUAUAGAAUUUCUAAUAUCAAGUGGAUUAGUGGAGAGUACGCCAGCAUCAGUUGCUCAGUUUCUUAGGAACACUGCCAAUUUGGACAAGGUUAAGAUUGGAGAUUAUAUAGGUCAGCAUGAGGAGUUUCCACUUGCUGUCAUGCAUGCUUAUGUUGAUUCCAUGAACUUCUCUGGGAUGAAGUUUGAUGCAGCAAUUCGUGAAUUUCUUCGAGGAUUCCGACUUCCAGGAGAGGCUCAGAAGAUAGAUCGCAUAAUGGAAAAGUUUGCGGAGCGUUAUUGUGCGGACAAUCCUGGCCUGUUUAAGAAUGCAGAUACAGCUUAUGUUCUGGCAUAUGCAGUUAUAAUGUUGAAUACUGAUGCUCAUAAUUCACUGGUGUGGCCAAAGAUGUCGAAGAGUGACUUUUUACGUAUGAAUGCGUUACAUGAUGCUGAAGAAUCAGCUCCUACAGAACUCUUGGAGGAAAUCUAUGAUUCAAUUGUUAAAGAAGAGAUAAAAAUGAAAGAUGAACCUGUUGGAAUUGCAAAAAGCAGCAAGCAAAAGCCAGAAGCAGAGGAGAGAGGGCGGAUUGUCAGUAUCCUUAAUCUGGCUCUUCCCAAGGGGAAAUCUUCAGGUGAUUCACAGUCUGAAAGUGAAGCCAUUGUCAAGCAGACACAGGCCUUUUUUAGGAGUCAAGGGAGAAAAAGAGGAGCAUUUUAUACUUCACAUCAGAUUGAACUUGUGCGUCCUAUGGUAGAAGCUGUAGGAUGGCCAUUACUUGCCACAUUUGCUGUUACGAUGGAAGAAGGAGAUAAUAAACCAAGGGUUGUUCUUUGUAUGGAAGGUUUUAAAGCUGGGAUACACAUCACACAUGUUCUUGGAAUGGAUACCAUGCGCUAUGCAUUUUUAACAUCUUUGAUCAGAUUUAACUUCUUGCAUGCGCCAAAAGAAAUGAGAAGCAAAAAUGUUGAAGCAUUGCGGACUCUAAUUACUCUAUGCGAUACGGACACUAAUGCCCUUCAGGAAUCUUGGCUAGCAGUAUUGGAGUGCAUCUCUCGGCUUGACUAUUUAACAUCAAACCCAACAGCUGCUGCAACUGUCAUGCAAGGGUCAAACCAGAUUUCCAGGGAUGCUAUUUUGCAAUCUCUGAGAGAGUUGGCUGGAAAACCUGCAGAACAAGUGUUUGUCAAUAGCGUUAAAUUACCCAGUGAAUCUGUUGUGGAGUUUUUUACUGGUCUAUGCAGUGUAUCAGCUGAGGAAUUGAGACAGAUUCCUGCCCGUGUUUUUAGCUUGCAGAAGCUAGUUGAGAUCAGUUAUUACAAUAUGGCUCGUAUACGCAUGGUAUGGGCUAGAAUAUGGUCUGUCUUGGCCAGUCAUUUUAUCUAUGCUGGUAGCCAUCCUGAUGAAAGAGUUGCUAUGUACGCUAUAGAUUCUCUACGGCAACUUGGUAUGAAAUAUUUGGAGCGUGCUGAACUUGCCAAUUUCACAUUCCAGAAUGAUAUCUUAAAACCAUUUGUAAUUCUCAUGCGAAACAGCCGAAGUGACUCUAUACGCAGGCUUAUUGUUGAUUGUAUUGUGCAAAUGAUAAAAUCUAAAGUUGGAAGCAUAAAGUCUGGCUGGCGAAGUGUGUUCAUGAUUUUCACAGCAGCAGCAGAUGAUGAUCUGGAAUUAAUUGUUGAAAGUGCAUUUGAGAAUGUAGAACAGGUUGUUUUGGAACACUUUGACCAGGUUGUGGGGGACUGCUUUAUGGAUUGUGUCAACUGCCUAAUUGGGUUUGCUAACAAUAAGACUUCUCACCGAAUAAGUUUGAAAGCUAUUGCACUUCUUCGCAUAUGUGAGGAUCGUCUUGCAGAGGGUCUAAUACCAGGUGGUGCUUUGAAACCUAUUGACAUUAAUGCAGAGACAACUUAUGAUGUGACUGAGCAUUAUUGGUUCCCAAUGUUGGCCGGUCUAUCUGACCUGACCUCUGAUCCCAGACCAGAGGUCAGAAACUGCGCACUUGAAGUUUUGUUUGAUUUGCUGAAUGAGAGAGGUAGCAAGUUCACAUCUUCAUUUUGGGAGAAUAUUUUCCAUCGGGUCCUGUUCCCCAUUUUUGAUCAUGUCAGACAAGCUGGUAAAGAAAACUCCGUUUCUGCUGGAGAUGAAUGGUUUCGGGAAAGUAGUAUUCAUUCACUCCAGUUGCUGUGCAACCUCUUCAACACUUUCUACAAGGAGGUUUGCUUUAUGUUGCCCCCACUCUUAAGCUUACUUUUGGAUUGUGCCAAGAAAACUGAUCAGUCAGUUGUUUCAUUAUCUCUUGGUGCAUUAGUGCAUCUCAUUGAAGUUGGUGGGCACCAAUUUAGUGACCGUGAUUGGGAUACUUUGUUGAAAAGCAUUAGAGAUGCUAUAUACACGACUCAACCCCUUGAGCUGCUCAAUGACAUGGGUUUGGAGAACUCUAGACAUCAUACUGCAUUGACAAGAAAUUUAGAAGUCAUCUCAGGGGAUACACCUACCACGCCUUCUGCUAAUAAUGGACCAUUAGAUAAUCAUCAGCAGAAUGGCAGUGAUAGUGGAAAUACAUAUUCAAUGGUGUCUACAAAUGCUGGAGACGAUUACGAGGGAUCUGAAGGUGUGCCGUCUCCUUCUGGAGGAGCUCAGAAAUCUAUUGAUGCUGGUGGCUUUCAGCGCAGUCAAACAUUUGGUCAAAAAUUUAUGGGAAAUAUGAGGGAUAGUCUCUUUCUCAGAAGUUUCACCUCUAAAUCAAGAAACCCUUCAUCAAAUGUUUUUAUUCCAUCUUCUCCUUCCAAGUUGUCUGACAUUGUGGAGCCUGAUGCAAAGAAUGAGGAGGAAAGUUCACUUCUUGGAACCAUUAGGAGUAAAUGCAUCACACAAUUGCUACUUUUAGGUGCUAUUGACAGCAUUCAGACGAAGUACUGGAACAAUAUAACGACUUCACAGAAAAUUAGUAUCAUGGACAUUUUGUUCUCUCUGUUAGAGUUUGCUGCAUCGUAUAAUUCAUACACAAACCUCAGAUUGCGGAUGCAGCAGAUUCCUGCUGAAAGGCCACCUAUGAAUCUUCUUCGACAGGAGUUAGCUGGAACUUGUGUAUACUUGGAUAUUUUACAAAAGACAACUGCAGAAGUUAAUGGCAACAUAGAGGAAGCAGACAAAAAAAAUAUUAAUGAGAAUGGUGAUAAUCAUUUAGUGACAACUGGUGCCACUACAACAGAACAAAUUAAAGAUGAAAAGCUUCAAGGAAUAGCGGCAGAAAAGCUAGUCUCUUUUUGUCGACAGGUGCUUAUGGAGGCGUCUGAUUUCCAGUCCACCAUGGGGGAGACUGCUAACAUGGAUAUUCACCGAGUUCUAGAACUACGUUCUCCCAUUGUUGUUAAGGUGCUUAAUGGUAUGUGCUCUAUGAACAGCAAGAUAUUCAGAAAUAACCUUAGAGAGUUCUAUCCUCUGAUAACGAAACUCGUAUGCUGCGACCAGAUGGAUGUACGCGGAGCUCUGGCAGAUCUUUGCAGCAAGCAGUUAACAGAGUUGUUGCCGAAAGCACAACAGCCUGUUCAUUGAGUUUCUCCAGCGGGAGUUCCCUUAGCUUUCAAAUUGAGUUUAGAAUAUGGUAUCUGAUUUUGCUAACGCAAUUUUUGUUACCUUGAUGUAAUUAGAAGACUUGCGCUGUGUAUAAACACUACACUACGGCCUCAUAUAGCUUAUACCCUUGUUAACAUUUCCUUUUUCUUUUUCUUUUUUUGAGAGUUUUACCGGAUGUAAUAUUGGAAGAGCACAAGAGAACAUCCACUUCCCUUUAGGUUAUACCAUAGUGCUAGUAUGCAUUUGGCUAUUCAGGUCUGAGAAACUUUGGUGUUUUAAUAUAGAAUAUGCAACAUUUGUUGGUUACUCUUUCGUUGAAA